UUGCGACGGGAUGUAUUGGCAGCUGGGGGUCGCACUUUACGGCGCGGUGGAGGGGCACGUCAACAGCGAUGGCGGAGGGGGAGGAGGCGGCGUCUCCGCCGAGCAGCUGGGAAAAUGAUCUUGCAGAAGCUCUAGAAGAAGGUGGUUGCGAUCUUGAAACAGUUAGAAACAUAAUCCAAGGGAGAGCAAUACCAGAUGACCUUAGAGCCAAGGUCUGGAAGAUUGCACUGAAUGUAGUAGGGAAAGGAGACAGUUUGGCUUCCUGGGAUGGUUGCUUAGAUCUCCCAGAACAGACACUGAUUCACAAAGACUGUCAAGAACUAGUUGAUCAGCUGUCUUUGCCAGAAGAGGAGAAGUCAGUAUUACUUUUGGAUAUAGACUCUGUGAUUACUUUUUACUGUAAAUCUCGUAAUGUCAAAUACAGUUCUAACCUUAGUUGGACAUAUCUACUCAAGCCAUUGGUGAAUCUUCGGCUUCCGCGAAGUGACUUGUACAACUGCUUCUAUGCUAUCAUGAAUAAAUACAUUCCUAGGGACUGUUUCCAGAAAGGGAGACCAUUUCAUCUUUUUCGGCUGCUCCUCCAGUACCAUGAGCCAGAACUCUGCUCUUUUCUAGACACCAAAAAGAUGACACCAGACUCAUAUGCACUCAACUGGCUUGGAUGCCUGUUUUCAAUCCACUGUUCAAAUGAAGUCACUCAGGCAAUAUGGGAUGGAUACCUACAACUGUCAGAUCCAUUUUUCAUUUAUUUUCUAAUGCUAAUCAUUCUUGUUAAUGCAAAAGAAUUUAUCUUAGCACCAGAGUCAGAGGGUAAAGAAGAUGUUGUGAAAUCUCUAGAAAAAUCCCCUUCCAGUUUGGAAGUUGAAGAUAUAGAAGACCUUUUCUCUUUGGCCCAUUAUUACUGUAGCAAAACUCCAGCUUCUUUCAGAAAGGAUAAUCAUAGUUUAUUUGGCAGCAGCUUGUUGGGUCUCAAAGAUGAUGAUUCAGAUUUGAGCCAAGCUCUGUGUCUAGCAGUUUCUGUAUCAGAGAUUCUUCAAGCAAAUCAACAGCAAGGGGAAGGAGUAAGAUUCUUUGUGGUGGAUUGUCGCCCUGCAGAACAGUACAAUGCUGGGCAUUUAUCGACUGCUUUUCAUUUAGAUUCAGAUUUGAUGCUCCAGAACCCUUCAGAAUUUGCCCAGUCUGUGAAGUCCUUGUUAGAAGCACAAAAACAGUCCAUUGAGUCUGGCUCCAUAGCUGGUGGAGAGCACCUUUGUUUCAUGGGAAGUGGUCGAGAAGAGGAGGAUAUGUACAUGAACAUGGUGUUGGCACACUUUUUACAGAAAAAUAAAGAAUAUGUAAGCAUUGCUAAAGGAGGAUACAUGGCACUGCAACAGCAUUUAGCAGACAUUAAUGUGGAAGGACCAGAAAAUGGAUAUGGCCACUGGAUUGCUAGUACUUCAGGUUCAAAAAGUAGCAUUAACUCCUUAGUUGAUGGUGAUUCUCCCAAUGGUUCAAACGAUGGGAAAGGGGUCAAAUCUUUGGUAAACAAGAUGACCGAAGCUUUGAAGACUAGAUCUGUAAAUGUGAAAGAAAAAGUUAUUAGUUUUAUUGAAAAUACAUCAACUCCUGUAGAUAGAGUUCCUUUCAAUCUUUCCUGGCCUGAGAGAACAAGUGUGUUGCGGCAUGUCAGCAGCAGUGACAGAGUGGGGAAACCUUAUCGUGGUGUGAAACCUGUUUUUAGCAUCGGGGAUGAAGAAGAAUAUGAUACUGAUGAAAUUGAUAUAUCUUCUAUGUCAGAUGAUGAUCGGAAAGAGAUUGUCAACAUUCAGACUUGGAUAAAUAAACCAGACAUAAAGUAUCAUUUCCCUUGUAAUGAAGUGAAAGAAAAUGGAAAUGUGUUUGCUAGUCAUCUUCUAGUAACUGCAACACAUAUGUACUGUCUGAGGGAAAUUCUCUCUCGAAAGGGAUUCGCUUACAUACAGUCUCGCCAGGCUUUAAGUUCUGUCGUUAAAAUCACAUCCAAGAAAAAACAUCCUGAAUUAAUAACAUUUAAGUAUGGAAACACCACCACUUCUGGCAUAGAGAUUUUGGCAAUUGAGAGGUACUUGAUUCCAAAUGCAGGUGAUGCUACCAAAGCCAUAAAACAACAGAUUAUGAAAGUUCUGGAUGCCCUGGAAAGCUAAUAAGAAAAGACUUUCUCAAUGGUGUCUUAAAAGAAAUGGACAACAAAGAAACUUUUCAUGGACCUAAAAUGACUGUGUUCCCACUGAAUACUAACCUAAGAGGACAUUUCAGUUUACUGAAGGGAGUGCCUGGAUAGCAGGGUUAAGUUAGGAGAAAUUCAACAUUUUGAAUGGAUUUUUAAGUAUUUUUCUUUAACAUUCUUGGAUUUUGAAAAAGUUGUUUAUUAUAAAGGUCAGUUAUUUUUAAAUUAGUUUUAGAGGAGCUGACCUGUUCUUAAGAGGACUUGACACACAGGUGUUUCUGAAUAUUUGUGUUGAAGCCACACAGCACCUCAAUAUUGGAAAAUAUAGUUCUUAUGUUAAACAUUGAGGACUAUAAAAUGUUUUUAAAAUCCCUCAGUACUGAUUAUUUGGCUUGAUCUGAUGGAUGUAAUAUUAAGGAAUAACACAAGAAAUAUAGAAACUAAAGGCAUCUUUUCUUUACAAAAAAUUGGGAUCCAACAAUAAAGAAUGUCAUAAUCCACCAAGUUGGAAGGCAGGGAGAUGCACACUCUUCUGUCUUAGUGAUUUUUAAAGUCUUCUAUACACUAUCAGGUUUUUAAAAAAGGGGGUUAAAUUAUAAACCUUGAAAUGUUAUACUGAGUGCAGUAAUUAAAAAGCUCACAGGUUGGUGAUUUGCGUUAUUACAAAAGCUAAUGUUUUCCUGCAUCCAGUGGCAGUGUUAGAGUUGAACUUGAAAUCACAUGGUGAAAUAUAAGAGUUAGCCAUAAUAAUGAGACAACAGCAAUCUUUAGGAUAUCUUUGUUUGAAAUUGCCUAGCACAGGCUGAAGCUAUAAUGCAUAAAAGUGAAGCAAAGGAAUCAUUUUGUGUGGAAUACAUUUUUUCUCUUUCCGAUAGCAGGUUGAAGUUUUUUGGGAAAAUAAUGUUUUCGGUGCUUAAAUCUGUAGUGUACACUUAUUGACCAAACAUUUAAGGAGGACUUGAAUGCACUUAGGAGCAAGCUGGUAUAUGUUGUCACGAAAGCCUACAUGACUUGGGAAUAAUGGUUUGACAUAACUUUUUGUGCUGGCAAAAAUGAUAGCACAUUUGCAAGUCCACAAUGUACUAUUACUGUAUCAUAAGAAAAUAAAUCAGCCUGACCUUUAUAUCAAUCAGCAUUCCUAGUUUAUGCUCUUAGCAGGAAUCAAGUGAAGGCACUUUAACCCCAAAACUAACUCCCAUUUUUAAAAUAUUUAAGCCAUCAACACUAAAAUUUAAAAAAAAUUGAAGAUGAAUUGCAUGAACUGCAUUUCUGCCAAUGUUCCUGUAUUUAUAGUUCUGCCCCAGAACAGUUGUAUUCCUUUUUCCUUCUCCUGUCCCCUUUUAAAAACAAAAUAAAAUCACUUAAAAGACCUUCAUUAUUGUGCCUACUUCAGCUAUGAAUUUUUUUAUAAGGUUUAUGUAAAGAUGUUUGUGUAACUGUUUAUAAACUGCCAUUGUAAAUAAAUCCGUACUAUUUGAA
Messenger RNA from Sceloporus undulatus (fence lizard), 3664 nucleotides. It is a transcript of the gene TBC1D23, whose product is annotated as TBC1 domain family member 23. Gene Ontology annotation, biological process: retrograde transport, endosome to Golgi; embryonic brain development. Bases 69 to 2162 code for a protein of 697 amino acids. The transcript has 19 exons. Lineage: Eukaryota; Metazoa; Chordata; Lepidosauria; Squamata; Phrynosomatidae. The record is from RefSeq and is a predicted model, not a curated record. Gene Ontology annotation, cellular component: trans-Golgi network.